Colossoma macropomum (tambaqui) is the source of this 4632-nucleotide messenger RNA. It is a transcript of the gene fbxo38, whose product is annotated as F-box protein 38. The transcript is spliced from 21 exons. The record is from RefSeq and is a predicted model, not a curated record. Gene Ontology annotation, cellular component: nucleus; cytoplasm. Gene Ontology annotation, biological process: SCF-dependent proteasomal ubiquitin-dependent protein catabolic process; protein K48-linked ubiquitination. Gene Ontology annotation, molecular function: protein binding. The coding region runs from base 325 to 3708 and encodes 1127 amino acids. NCBI's taxonomy places the organism in Eukaryota, Metazoa, Chordata, Actinopteri, Characiformes, Serrasalmidae.
UUUGUUCUUCCAAGUGUUGCUAAAAUCGCGAUGCUGACUUUCCUAAUGUCUUUAAGAUUUUGAUGGGAUAGUGCUAAUAUUGACCCCCUAAUGUUAGCUAUCUUAUUACAUAGAAGAUAAAACAAGACAGUGUUUUCGUCAUAUCAAACUCAUUACAGAUGCCAGGGGCCUACAGUUCUGAGUCUGUCGAAAACAGAAACAAUUUCUUCAGACAGUUGAGAUGUACAGUUUUAUGUCAGUGUAGAUGCCGAAAGGGACUGAGGGGACACUGGGGGGAGAGUUAAUAGCUUGUGUUUCUUGGGUGAAUAUCUCACCACCCUGGACAUGAUGGGCCCUCGGCGGAAAUCCACCAAGAUACGAAGUGCUGGAGGAGGAAUGAGGGCUUGCAGCAUUUUGCAGGAGGUGGAGCCCAAAGAUUACAUGAAUGAACUUUCACAUGAGGUGCUCUGCCAUAUAUUCCGAUAUCUGCCAAUGCAGGACAUUAUGUGUAUGGAGUGUUUGUCACGGAAGCUCCAGGAAGCAGUUACUCUGUACUUGCGGGUGGUCAAAGUGGUGGACCUAUGUGCCAGUCGGUGGUGGGAGUACAUGCCUUCAGGAUUUACAGAUUCAAGUUUUCUCACACUCUUGAAGAAGAUGCCUGAUUUGGAGCAGUUGUAUGGCUUGCACCCACGUUACUUAGAACGCAGAAGAGUCAGAGGAUAUGAGGCAUUCAGUAUUCCUGGUGUUGUAGAAGCUCUUCAGACAUGUCCUAAUCUUUUGGGGGUGGAGACAUCUCAUUUGGAACUGGUGGAAGCAAUAUGGAACUACAUGCCUCAGGUCCACAUCCUUGGGAAGUUCAGGAACCGCAAUGGGGCCUUUCCUAUUCCACCAGAGAACAAACUCACUAUUCCAUUUGCAGCUAAAAUCCAGACCCUCCAUCUUGUUGGAGUUAAUGUUCCAGAAAUUCCUUGUUUGUCCAUGCUCAAACACUUGUACAUGAAGUGGGUGCGUCUUACAAAGCCUCAGCCCUUCAAAGACUUUUUGUGUGUGAGCCUGCGUUCGUUCGUCAUGAGGAACUGUGCUGGUCCUACCAACUCCUUGAAGUAUGUGCCAUUAGUGACAGGCUUGGCUUCUGCCCGCAAUUUGGAGCAGCUAGAACUAGUGAGGGUCCCUUUCUUGGGGGGACUGAUACAACAUGUGGUGGAAGACAGCUGGAGGUCAGGGGGAUUUCGUAAUUUGCACACUAUUGUAUUUGGUGCCUGUAAGAAUGCACUUGAAGUUGACUUGGGCUACCUCAUCAUUACUGCUGCACGCAGGCUGCAUGAAGUUCGAAUCCAGCCUUCAUUAACCAAAGAUGGGGUAUUUUCGGCACUGAAGAUGGCUGAACUUGAGUUUCCUCAGUUUGAGACUUUGCACCUGGGAUAUGUUGAUGAAUUCUUACUGCAAUGUAAAUUGAGUCAUACCGAGUUAGUGAAAUAUGGUCUUGCUGACGUAAUAGAGAAUCCAGGAAUCAUCACUGACAUUGGAAUGAAGACUGUUAAUGAAGUGUUUACUUCCAUCAAAUAUCUAGUAAUCUAUAACUGCCCGCAUCUUCACAACCCAAACAACUGGAUCACAGAUCAUUCUCGCUGGAGCAGAUUGGUGGAUCUUACACUAGUGCGCUGUCAUGCAGUUAAACUUGAGUCCUUCAGCCAAUUUAUUGAAAUGCUGCCCAGUCUGGAGUUCAUCUCCUUAGACCAGAUGUUCCGUGAGCCCCCCAAGGGUUGUGCUCGUGUUGGUCUGAGUGCGGGCACCGGUAUUGGCGUAUCCUCUGCUCUGGUUAGUAACCAGAAUCCUAACAACGACAAUGACAACAAUAACAAUCACCAGAACAAUGAUGCCAAUAUUCCUCCGCAUGAUCGUGACAAUGAUGUUGAUAUGCCACCCCACAGAGUUGAGGAGAUUCCUGAUGUAGAUGGCAUGGCAGUGGAGAAUAUUGAGCCUGAGCCACAGGCAAUGGCUGCCAGUCCAGAGGAGCAGGCACUGGUCUGUCAGGCACCAAAUCCAGGGGAAGAAGAUGAAGAGCAAGCAGGACCCAGUGGCGUGCAGCCCACCAUGAAGAAAAUUCCUGUUGUUGUGUCUGAUUCUGACAGUGAGGAUGAGGAGGGUCCAGUCAGGAUCCAGGGAGCAUUUCAUUCCCAGCAGUUCCCUGAGAGAGACAGGCAGAAAAAAAGUGGUACUGAAGAAGAAUCAGUUACAACAGGCAAAGGGAAAACCCCACUUCGUCGACGGGGGGCUCAGUGUCCCAGCUGUGAGAAAGGCUGCCAGGUAACUAGUGAGCAGAUCAAAGCAGACAUGAAAGCAGCCAGUGAAACAGCAGAUAGUAGUAGAGACAGAAAUAGUGGGGCUGCUGGCCACGCCACUGGUGGGUGUGUGUGCUCAAUCCGCUGGAGAGAGGAGUCAAUAAACCCAGAGAGACGAGGAGGCUCAGAAGGUCGGCAGGAAGGCACAAUGAGGACAUGUUGCACAUGCAGCAGGUCUCACUCAGGCUCUCAGAGAAGCAGUCGCACCACCCUCAGCCAUCCAUCCGAUGGAGAAAGCAGCAGAUCAGCCUGCCAUUACCCUGAGCAGACAGCCCAGACAGAAAAGUCAGAGAUCAGGCACAACACUGCUCCCAAUAGCAGUCUGAGCUCCACUGAGGGGUGUAGAGAAAAUUCUUCAGGCCUUCAAGGUGAAGUGAUGCCUCCACAAAGAAUGUCAAGGGACAUGUUUUCCAGACGGCCGGUCACCCGUGCUUGCAGCAGGCAGUGCUCUGUCCCCCUUGUGUCAGAGUCAGAGCUUUCCAAAAGUAAGCCACGGGUUGCAGUGAAACGGAAACGCACAGCAGAUAAGUCCACUAGCACAAGUGACCCAGUGACCGAGGAUGACCAUGUACAGGUGCUUGCGCUAAAAUCCAAAAACCUAGUGGGAAUUACACUCACAAACUGUGGCAUCACAGACCUGGUGCUGAAGGACUGCCCUAAAAUGAUGUUUGUUCAUGCCACUCGCUGCCGGGUGCUGAAGUACCUAAAGGUGGAGAGUGCUCCCAUUGUGAAUCGCUUUGAUUAUGCUCAGUGCAAGAAGUUGGACAUGGAACAAGUUCUAGACCAGGUUUUACGCAUACCCCCUGAGAGAAAUCGCAUUGUCUACAUGCGUCCUAUGCAGCAGAUUGACUCAUUGGCUCUGGAGAGAAAGCUGUUCAGUGGUCCUUACCCAUACCACAUUGCAUUUAUUCAUGAGUUCAGCAACCCUCCCAACGUCCGGAACAAGGUCCGUGUGCGGAGCUGGAUGGACACUGUUGCUAACAUCAGUCAAGAACUAAUAAAGUAUGAAUUCUUCCCGGAGGCUACAAGAACAGAAGCGGAUGUAAAAAAAUAUCCCAACUACCCUUGGGGCAGAGACAUCUAUACCGUAGAGGGAGUAGUAGAUGGCGCUCCCUACUCAAUGGUCACGGAUUUUCCAUGGCUUCGCUCUCUGCGUGCAGCAGUACCCAACAGUUAUGCCCGUUACGACUUUGAGGAUGAUGAAAGCUCCACCAUCUAUGCCCCACGACGUAAGGGCCAGCUUUCAGCUGAUAUCUGCAUGGAGACGAUUGGUGAGGAGAUCUCAGAGCGGCGUCAGAUGCGGCUAGGUGUGUUCCAACGUGUGGUUGUCAUAUUCAUUCACUACUGUGACAUGCAUGGGGAACCUGUGGAUGAUGACUACAUUUAAAACAUUGUUAGUGGAUCUGAUGUGCAUGAACACAGAUGACUUGUUUCAUACUCCUGCUGGAUCAUCUGUAUUGCCCUCUUUUUGCCCACUUAUGCCUUCUGGAAAGAGGUGAAAAGGAAAUUUCUGUUGUUUUUGGCUUGUGUGCUCCACAUACACAGGGGAUGUUAGUUGGUCGGUGUCUUGCUGCACACCUGUCUGAUACAUUGCAUAAAUUUGACUGUGUUAGUAGUUUUUGUAAAAUAGUUGCACUUGUGCAAAUAUUAGUAAAUCUGCCCCCAGUCUUUUGCUUCUUCACUUGUUAAUUAUAUGCAGGGCGCUCAAUCCUGUAUGUCGAGAAUACUGUAUUCCCACUGUGGAGCAGCAGUGUUUCCGUGCCAAAUUUUCAGCUUCUACCUCUGUUGAUGGGGCAAAGACAUCAGCAAACUAUAAGUGCAUUCUUAAAAAGUACCCAGAUUUCUCUUUUUGCUUGUCCUUCUUUUAAGUAAGCUAUGUUUUAUUCUUUCAUCUUUCAAACAUUAGCCGAUAAGUUUAGUUUUGAUUAGAUUGGUCUAUGUGCACUGUGAGCAUUAGUGUAUAUUUCACAGGUUUUGGUUUCCUUUAGUAUGUACUUAAACAAUAGAUUGAAUAUCAUUAGUCUUUUCUUAGAGUGAAGAUUUUCUCCCCAAAGUUUUGAAGAGUUAAUUGUUAAAAAAAAAAUGUAGUAUCCACUGCUCAUGUAAUGCUGACUAGAUAAACAUGAGAACAAAAUUUUUGCUCUUGCUAUCAAACUAUGUGGCUGUGUAGAUACUACUACCAUACCAAACACUGCAGAAACCUGUGUAUAAAACCUAUACAGAGAUAUACCUUUACAUUAUCUCUUGAAAAUGGUUUUAUAUGUUUAUAUAAAAUAAAAAUUCACAUAAUAAAAAGGGAGAAUCAUUUCUG